Messenger RNA from Populus nigra (black poplar), 1129 nucleotides. RefSeq names its product ABC transporter G family member 25-like. Gene Ontology annotation, molecular function: ABC-type transporter activity. NCBI's taxonomy places the organism in Eukaryota, Viridiplantae, Streptophyta, Magnoliopsida, Malpighiales, Salicaceae. Gene Ontology annotation, cellular component: membrane. The record is from RefSeq and is a predicted model, not a curated record. The transcript has a single exon. The annotation marks the transcript as partial.
UUAACUUAUGCAGGUGUGUGCCAACUUGAUGGUGCGAGUGAAUUAAGAGAUCAGCCGAAUGUAAAGCAAUCUCUCAUUGCAUCUUAUAACACUUUGUUAGCUCCGAAGGUGAAAGCUGCAUGCAUGGAGACUGGUAGUAUUUCAGCAAAAGAGAACGGUUUCAUUGGAAGCCAUUCUUUCAAAGAACAUAGAAGCAGCGACAGAAUUAGCAUUUCGUCUUGGUUCAACCAAUUCAGCAUUCUUCUUCAAAGAAGCCUCAAAGAACGAAAGCAUGAGUCUUUCAACACUUUGAGAAUCUCCCAAGUAAUCAUGGCUGCAGUUUUAGCUGGUCUAAUAUGGUGGCACUCGGAUUUUCGAGAUAUUCAAGAUCGUCUGGGUCUCCUCUUCUUCAUGUCAAUUUUUUGGGGGGUCUUCCCAUCUUCUAACUCGGUGUUUGUUUUUCCUCAAGAAAGAGCAAUCUUUGUGAAGGAAAGGGCCUCCGGUAUGUACACUCUCUCUUCAUAUUUCAUGUCUCGAAUAGUCGGAGACUUGCCGAUGGAGCUCAUCCUCCCCACAAUUUUUCUUUCUGUGACGUAUUGGAUGGCCGGAUUGAAACCCGAACUGGGUGCUUUCCUUUUGACUCUGCUGGUUCUACUCGGCUACGUGCUCGUCUCUCAGGGCCUUGGCCUUGCUUUAGGUGCAGCAAUAAUGGAUGCUAAACAAGCUUCAACUAUAGUUACAAUCACAAUGCUAGCAUUUGUGCUAACAGGAGGAUUUUACGUGCAUAAACUGCCACCAUGCAUGGCUUGGAUCAAGUACAUUUCUACAACAUUCUACGUCUACAAGCUACUUAUCAAUGCUCAAUAUGGUGGAGGCAAGAAUCUUUCAUCCUUGCUGGGUUGCUCGCUACCUCAUGGAAGUGAUAAAGCAAGCUGUAAGUUCGUCGAACAAGAUGUCGCAGGGCAAAUUAGCCCAGCAAUUAGUGUUAGUGCCUUGAUAUUCAUGUUCGUGGGGUAUAGGUUAUUGGCUUACCUCGCAUUAAGGCGUAUAAAAGCUUAAUAAGUUGUAGUUUUCUCAAAGGUUCUUCUUAAUUACCUCAAUGGCUCUAACUGUAAUUCUCCCAAAUAUAUAUAUCGAUGAUUUUGAUUUC